AUGGAAAUGACAACGACGAUAUUCAAAUGGACGCGUGCACUUUCUCGCGAUGGUUUUACAACCUCAAAUUUGUACUUUUCUCAAUUGCACGAAUCAUCGUAUUACGUAAAACGAAUCGUACGACCGCAUUACAUAGCAGUUAUAUCUAAUUACGACGCUAUCAAUGAAUUCUCUUUAGCGACAAAUACAUUCGAUAUGUCCUUUGCCGCCUGGUUAGUAUUAUUUAUUUACAAGGGGCGCGGUUUCGAUUAUUGUCACAGUCCGCCAGGUAACAUAUUUCAUUUAAAAUUCAACUCGGAAAUGUUAGUACGUUGUGGUACAGAAAAUAUUUUACGUGAAUGGUACUCGAUCGAUCCUAAUCGAACCGAGAUAGAUGAUUUAACAAUUUGGAAUUUAAAAAAUGGUAUGACCAAAGUUGUAAAGGAUUCUCUUUACGAUAGAAGAUAUAAUUUGCAAGGUUUGACCAUGAGGGCCGUUAUAGUCAAGGACUCGCCGUUCGUAAAUGUUAAUGAGAAUAACGAAUUAGAAGGAACAUUUGGCAAAACAUUACAAGAACUUUCCGUAACUCUUAAUUUUAGUUUGAAAAUUGUCUCGAACGUAGACGAGUACGGAAUAUGGAAUGCAGAAAAAAAUACAUGGUCAGGUGCAAUCGGAGAGAUAUAUGCAGGACAAGCUGACAUUUCUAUAUCAGAUUUUUCUAUGACCAGUGCAAGAUUGAACGUCGUAGAUUUUACCUUUCCUCUUAUUUUCACGAAACAUUGUAUUUACAUCAAGGAACCAAAUAAAUUCACGAUCAAAUGGUCAUCCUAUUUUCAAACUUUCUCCUUUACCAUUUGGAUUGCCUUAUUUGGAAUAUUAACUUUUGCAACGAUCGUAUUAAUUUUUCUCAAAAUAAAAAUUGGUACGGAUCAUAACAUUGGACAAUUAUUGUCCGAUAAAUUUCUAAAGAUUUGGGGUAUAUUCUGUCAACAGGGACUGGCAGACUUUCCAGAUAGAUCAUCGAUAAAAAUAGCGUAUUUCUCUAUAUUUCUUUUGGUUCUUGUCUUAUCGGCCGCUUAUUCUGCCGCUUUGAUAAGCUUUUUAACAUCUGCUAUCUCCGUCUUACCCUUUCAUUCGUUAGAGGGCUUAAUCGAAGACGGUACUUAUCAAUUUAUUGUCCUUCGUGGUGCGGCUGAUUAUGAUAUAUUUACACACGCGAGGGAUCCAUUUGCAAAGAAAUUGAUAAAGUUGAUACCGGAAGAAAACAAAUUGCCAUUAACUGUCAAGGAAGGAUUUGAAAAAGUUUGUGAAAAUCAAAAAAUUGCGCUGUACGCGUCAGUUGCAAAAAGGAAAGCUAUUAAAUUUAAAACGUCAUGUAACACGGUUUGUAUUAAUGCAGGACGUAUAGAAUAUUUAGGUAUUAUAUUAUCUAAAAAUAAUCCGUAUACUGAAGUCAUCAAUUUUCAUUUGCAGAAAUUCUUUAACAAUGGAAUGAUGAACCGCUUAAAAGAUACGACAUUAAAAAAGGAAUUGAAUUUUAUAUUGAAAUACGAAUCGGUUGGUUUAACCAGCGUUAUAUCGCUCAUUUUCUUCAUUCUAAUUGGUACAAUCACAAGUAUUUGCGUUUUAAUCAUAGAAAAGUAUAUUUUCUAUCGUAAAAGAAAAAAGAUGUCGAUUGUACAUAAUAUAUUAUUGAAAAGAUCGUCAGGAUUUUAUGGAAAAAGGAAGAAAAGUAUAAAAAAUAUUGCAAUAUAUAAGAGAAAUCGCACUUGAAUUAAUCGCAAUAACGCUAAUACUUUUUAUCAAUGAAUCUUUAUAUUCUGAUUAUUAUUUUUUCAAUUAGAAUAUAGAAAUAUCUGUAAGCAUAUCUAUACUUUUGUAUUAUUUAGCACAGUUUUAAAAUUUUAUGUAAAAUCUCUUCGAUUAAGAUUAAACGCGUGGACUUGUGUAUUACAGAUUUUCUUUAUUCGUCGAUUCCACAUCGAUUGUACACAUAUUUUAGUUCUUUUGGAAGGAUGUCGAUUUUUCCUAAAAAAAGAAAAAACUUUUUACGAAAACUUUUUUAAGGUAGCAGUUAUCUUUUAAACUUCUAAUAUUGU
Messenger RNA from Vespa crabro (European hornet), 2078 nucleotides. Its product is annotated as probable glutamate receptor. Lineage: Eukaryota; Metazoa; Arthropoda; Insecta; Hymenoptera; Vespidae. Bases 1 to 1752 code for a protein of 583 amino acids. Gene Ontology annotation, cellular component: membrane. Gene Ontology annotation, molecular function: glutamate-gated receptor activity. The transcript has 7 exons. The record is from RefSeq and is a predicted model, not a curated record.